GUAAAUAAUAUAAAAUGCCUCUUCCGUGAUGCCAGGCCACUUCAGCACUCAGCUGACCACACAGAGUCCACGAACAAUUUGAUUAGGUUCCUUCAAAGCUGCGAUGUCUCAGUACACGUUGGUUUUCUUUGACCUGGAGACGACUGGAUUAGACAUCCCACUGUGUGACAUCGUCCAGUUGGCGGCUGUCUGUGCUCAAAGAGAGUUUAAUGCCUACAUGGUGCCCACCCGCCAUUUCUCUCAGAGGGCCUCUGACAUCACCGGAUUCAAGGUCUACAAUGGUGCCCUGUAUCGCAACGGGCAUCCUCUUACCACAGUCUCGCUCUAUGAGGUGCUUUCCUCUUUCAUCGGAUUCCUGCGCUCCUUCCGCCACCCUGUGGUGCUGGCCGCCCACAAUGCCAAGGGUUUUGAUGCGCCUGUGCUGAAAAGAGCGCUGCACCAGUGUAACCUUUUGCAGGAUUUCCAGCAGGUUGUGCACAGUUUUCUGGAUACUUACCUGCUAAGCAAAAAACUCUUUCCUUUUCUGGAGAGAUAUUCUCUGGAGAGUUUGGUAGCCCAGUUCAUUAGAAGAGCCUACAACUCCCAUGAUGCUGUGGAGGACGCCAGAGUGCUGCAAGACCUCUACAGGACAUGGGAUCCUGAAGAACAUGAUCUUCUCGGGUGUACAUUUAAUAUUUUGUAGAAGCCAACAUGGAGACACGAAGAAAGCAAUAUGACAACAAAAAGAAAAAAGUCCAGAAUUCAUUUUAAAACACAAUUUUUAUUCAGAUGGCAUGUUUUUACACUGUCCUUUUGGAAUCAAAAUAAAUAAAUGAAACAAUUUUUGUAACUGCAUAGAAAUAAUGAAUACUUGGCCCUGAAAUCUGUAGGUACUCAAACUGUGAUAUUUCAUAUGAUGUCAUUUGUUUCUGAUGUAACACAUUUCAUGCCGUUUUCUGUUUUUCUCCUAAAUAAAUGAUUAAAUUUACAUUCAAUC
Thalassophryne amazonica is the source of this 976-nucleotide messenger RNA. RefSeq names its product three prime repair exonuclease 4 (gene plex9.2). Gene Ontology annotation, molecular function: 3'-5'-DNA exonuclease activity; nucleic acid binding. The transcript is spliced from 3 exons. The record is from RefSeq and is a predicted model, not a curated record. Gene Ontology annotation, biological process: DNA catabolic process. Gene Ontology annotation, cellular component: cytoplasm. Lineage: Eukaryota; Metazoa; Chordata; Actinopteri; Batrachoidiformes; Batrachoididae. Bases 104 to 682 code for a protein of 192 amino acids.